Messenger RNA from Hypanus sabinus (Atlantic stingray), 7191 nucleotides. It is a transcript of the gene sarm1, whose product is annotated as sterile alpha and TIR motif containing 1. Lineage: Eukaryota; Metazoa; Chordata; Chondrichthyes; Myliobatiformes; Dasyatidae. The coding region runs from base 369 to 2399 and encodes 676 amino acids. Gene Ontology annotation, biological process: signal transduction; response to axon injury; negative regulation of MyD88-independent toll-like receptor signaling pathway. Gene Ontology annotation, cellular component: dendrite. Gene Ontology annotation, molecular function: NAD+ nucleosidase activity; signaling adaptor activity; protein binding. The transcript is spliced from 9 exons. The record is from RefSeq and is a predicted model, not a curated record.
UCCCUGCCUGCCGCUGUCCGUGGUUACUGGAACCGCCGCUCCCGUCCCCAGGCUGUCCGGAGGCCGGCCGCUGACCCGACAGAAUCCUGUCUCCAACCAGGGUUGUCCAAACUCUCUUCGGGGCUGAUUGUGCGGUCCCGGGUGAAUGUUAAUUCUGACCCGGUCCUUUCCGGGUAUACGUGGGUCCCGUCCGGUCUCGGACCUGAUCUGGGGUAUCUGUGCGUCUUGACCCGGAGUGUGUGUGUGUAUUCUGUCCGGUCCUGACCCGGAGUGUCCUUGGGUCCUGCCUCGGUCCUGACCCGGUUCUGUCUCGGGUUUCCUAGGCUCCGGCGCCGGACAGGCUGGGCGCUAUCCCGCUCCUACGGACCAUGCUGAGCCAGAGCCGGCGCAAGAAGCUGGUGAGCCCGCCGGGCCCGGACAGCGGAUCGGCGCAGGACCUGCGGGAGGCUCUGUCCGCCCUGCGGAGCGACCGGACGGAGGAGGAAAAGCGCACGCACUUGGCCUACAUCCAUCACCUGGUGAAGGAGGCCUGGCAUCUACCGGGACAGGGCAGGGAGGUGGCCUCAGCCAUGUGCCGAGAGAUCCGGCUGCAGGGGACCCUGGAGCUGCUGGUGGAGAUGAUGCAGUCUCGGGGCACUGACACCCGGUACGAGGCGGGCAAACUCCUGGAGCAGGUGCUCAUCACGGAGAACCGGGAUCGCCUGGCGCGGACUGGGCUGCCCGCCAUUCUGCAGCUGGCCAUGGAGCGGGACGAUGUCACCAUGGCAGCCAUUGUCUCAGGGAUCCUGGAGCACAUGUUCAAACACUCCGAAGUGACCAUCCAUCUCCUCAUCACCAACGGCGGCCUGGACUUCAUCCUCUUCUGGUGCCGCAGUGCUGAUGUCGUUCUCCUGCGCCACUGCGCUGCCGCCCUCGCCAACUGUGCCAUGCACGGGGGCCACACCAACCAGCGGCUGAUGGUGGAGAAGAAGGCGGCAGACUGGCUCUUCCCGCUGGCCUUUGCCGCGGACAGGAUGGUGCGCUUCCACGCCUGUCUGGCCGUCACCGUCCUGGCCACCAACAAGGAGGUGGAGAAGGACGUGGAACGGUCCGGAACGUUGGACCUGGUCGAGCCCUUCGUCGCCUCCUUGCAGCCCGACGAGCUUGUGCAGAGCUGGCUGGAUAGCACCGAGCACUCGCAGGGCCGGACGGCCUGCGAGCUGCAGAGGCUGGUUCAGCUGCUGGACAGCUCCCGACUGGAGGCCCAGUGCAUGGCGGCUUUCUACCUGUGUGUGGAGGCCGGCGUGAAGGCACGACAGAAUAAAACCCAGGUCCUGCAUGAGGUGGGGGCCACCCAGAGCCUGAAGCGGAUCGUCAGCUACUCGAGCUGUGGCACCGUCUCCGCCCUGGCGAAGAAAGCCCUGUGCUUGCUGGGAGAGGAAAUCCCGCGCAGGCUCUCCCCCACCGUCCCCAACUGGAAACCUGUCGAGGUCCAGACCUGGCUGCAGCAGGUCGGAUUUGCCGAGUACUGCGAGAGAUUCUGGGACCUGCAAGUUGAUGGAGACCUCCUACUGUUGGUGUCUGAAUCGGAAUUAAAGGAAGACUUGGGAAUACGAACCAGCAUCACUCGAAGAAGGUUUCUACGGGAACUGCGGGAUUUAAAGAGAAAUGCCAACUACUCCACCUGCGACCCCGGCAACCUGGCCGACUGGCUGUCCAGCAUCGAUCAGUACUUCCGGCAGUAUACCUACAACCUGGUGCACUGCGGGGUUGGCAAGGAGACCUUAUCCCGAGUGACAGAGGAGCAACUGCGAUGGGAUUGUGGGAUCGAGAACGGAGUUCACCGGGCCCGGAUCUUUGCCGCAGGACAGGGUAAAAUGCCGGACGCUCAUCGGGACGUAGAUCUGCAGUCCAACCUGCCCUGCGAACUGGAGGUCAGAGACAACGCUCCUGACGUCUUCAUCAGUUACCGCCGAUCCACGGGUUCACAGCUGGCCAGCCUCCUGAAGGUCCACCUGCAGCUCCGAGGGUUCAGUGUCUUCAUCGACGUGGAGAAGCUGGAGGCCGGGAUGUUCGAAGACAAGCUUCUGCAGAGCGUGAAGAGGGCGAAGAACUUCGUGCUGGUGUUGACAGCCAACGCGUUGGACAAGUGUGUGGGUGACCUAGAGUUAAAGGACUGGGUCCACAAGGAGAUUGUCAUUGCAUUGUCGUACAAGAAGAACAUUGUACCCAUCAUCGACCAGUUCUGCUGGCCAGACCCCAACCUCCUCCCGGAGGAUAUGAGAGGCAUUCUCAAGUACAACGGUGUUCAGUGGGUCCAUGAGUACCAGGAUGCCAGCGUGGAGAAGAUCCUGCGGUUCCUGCUAACCCAGAAUGGCUGCCUGGCGCCAGCAGGCGUGGAUUCAGAGAAGCAGGCCUAACACUCACCUCGAUGCCCCGCAGAGAUCCCACGGACUUCUGUUGUGUACGAUCGCUACGAGCAGUGGAAGUUGGUGCUGAUAAUGUGGAGGGCGGAUGGGCGGGGUCAGCGCUGGACGCUGGUGUCCCUGAGGCCAUCUACUGGCCGUAUGUGGUGGGCAGGAAGGGGCCUCUUCUGGCAGUGGGACCCUCACUCUGAUCACUGAAACCUCAGGGUCACUGGGGCAGCAACGUGGGCUCAUUUAGGGAGCUGGGCACACCCGAGACACACCUACGUGCACUCCCAGCAACACAUAAUUAACCACACUCACAGCUGACCACUAACUUGCAAGUAGUCACAUCUAACACACUCACUCAUACCUAACCUCAAUAACUCACAGCUGUACACACUUAACCAACUAACUCACACAACUAUGCAACCUAACACACACUAACUCACAGCUACACAUAUCUAUCCAUAAGAUCGCAAGAUACUGGAGUAGAAUUAAGCAAUUUGGCCCAUCGAGUCUGCUUUGCCAUUUCAUUAUGGCUGAUCCAUUUUCCCUCUCGGCCCCAGUCUCUAUCCCUUCAUGCCCUGACCAAUCAAGAAUCUAUCAACCUCUGCCUUAAAUAUACCCAAUGACUAGGCCUCCACACAAUAGGAAACAUCCUCUCCACAUCAACUCAAUUGAGGCCUUUCGACAUUCAAUAGGUUUCAAUGUAGUCACCCCUCAUUCUUCUGAAUUCCACUGAGCAGAGGCCCAGAGUUAUUAAACGCUCCUCAUAUGACAAACCAUUCAAUCCUGGAAUUUUUGUGAACCUCCUUUGAGCCCUCUCCAGAGUCAGCACAUCCUCCAUAAGGGGCCUGAAAUUGCUCGCAAUACUCCAAGUGAGGCAUCACCAGUGAUUUAUAAAGCCUCAACACUUCAUCCUUGAUAUUCUUUUAUAUUCUAGUCCUCUCAAAAUUAAUGCUAACAUUGCAAUUGCCUUCUUUACCAGACUCAACCCGCAAAUUAACCUUUAGGGAAUCCUGCACAAGGACUCCCAAGUCCUUUUGUGCCUACGAUUUUUGAAUUUUCUCUCCAUUUAGAAGUCUUCCCUUUUAUUUCUUCUACCAAAGUGCAUGACCAUACACUUCCCGACACUGAAUUCCAUCUGCCAGUUCUUUGCCUAUUCUCCUAAUCUGUCUGAAUCCUUCUGUAGCCUUUGUUUCCUCUAAAAAUCUGCCCCUCCACCUACCUUUAUAUAGUUAACAAACUUGGCCACAAAGCCAUCAAUUCUGUCAUUCAAAUCAUUGACAUACAGUGUAAAAAGAAGUGGUCCUGAUACAGACCUCUGUGGAACAGCACUUGUCACAGGCAGACAACCAGAAAACAUUCCCUUUAUUCCCAAUCUCUGCUUCCCGUCAAUCAGCCAAAGCUCUAUCCAUGGUAGUAUCUUUCCUGUAAUAUCACGGGCUUUUGUUAAAACAGCCUCAUGUGUGGCACCUUAUCAAAGGCCUUCUGAAAAUCCAAGUGCACAACAUCCACUGAUUCUCCUUUGUCUAUUCUGCUUGUUAUAUCUUCAAGUCACUUUUAUUGUCAUUUCAACCAUAACUGCUGGUACAGUACACUGUAAAAAUGAGACAACGAUUUUGAGGACCAUGGUGUUAUGACAGUACAAAAACGAGACUGAACUACAUAAAAAAAGGAGAAAACUAUAUGGGACUGCAUAAAGUGCACAAAACAGUGAUUUCUGAAAGAUUUGUAAGGCACUAUUUUUCCUUGAGGAAGCUGACUAUGGCCUAUUUUAUCAUGAGCCUCCUAGUGCUCUGAAACCACAUCCUUAACGAUCAACUCACAUCUUGCGGAACCUGAGAUUACAGUUAUCUAUCGCCCAUCUCCUCAUUCGAACUGCAGCUCAGAACACCUUGUGCAGAUGUUGUUAUCCGGAGCCUGGAGGUCUCCCAGAAUUACAUCUGACACACAGGAAAAAACACUGCUCCCGCAGCCAUUCUCACUGUAUUACAGACAAGGAAUAAGCUCCACUUGCACCUGCAUUAUUUUUAUUUGCCCUUUCUAAUGAAUCUUGCUCAGUGCUUGGUUGCUGUCCAACCUUCUGUGAGGGCAGACCUGAUCAAAAAGAUAGAUCUCUUCUCAUACUCCCACUCAGCAACUGAUUGCAGUCCAACUCCCAGACACUGUCCACACUCACAACUACAAUGACAGACCAACACAGCCACAUACACAUAACACACUCAAUUAGAUUCAGACCCUACACUCAGCUCCGCACACUUACCCAGUCACCUGAACCAACACUACACUUGCACCCAACACACACUCACACCUCCCCACCCUCACCCACGUGAAAACACUCAAGACACGCUACAGACCUCUACCCCAUACAGACCCCCACCCUACUCUACUGGGUGCUUGAUCACAGCCUGACUACCAAUGGCCACCCCAACCAGCUCAGCCCUGUGGCAUUUACCUACUCAGGUAGUGCCUACCUCUACUGGUGUUCCUUUGUGCCUUUACCUUCCCUCCAGGGGUAACACCAGCCCCUUGAACACCACGGAAUACCUCCCCUGGUUCCCAUUCAACCAGGUCUUGGAUGGGUAGAUUAUUAGAAUCUCAAGUAAUGCAAUACAUACCACACUCAGCUAAUAACUCUGUGCUUUAGGAUCAGAAAAUAUUUGCAGAUUGUAGAAAGAUUUUGUCAUAGCUCAUUAAAAAUCUUUCCCACUGAGACUGUGAAACGAGGCCCUUCAAUCUACUGCUCCGGACAGAGCACUGCGAUACCACACUAGGUGGCAGCACAGGCUAUCAGAAGGAGCGUGGGUGGAAGAUAUAAACAGAUUAAGUGAAUGGGCAAUGACAUGAGUAUUAUUUGGAAGAAUAAGAGGUCAGCCACUAGGAAAAAGAGAUAUUUUGAAGGUGAAGGGCUGGCAGGGACCCUGGUGUCACUGAAAUUAAUCUGCAGGUCCUGCGCACUGGCAUUCGUUGACAAAGGAUUUGUUCACAAGAGCGGAGAGUUCUUGCUCUGAGUACAGGGUUAAUGACAGGGCAGUGUGCAGGAACAGAGGGAUCUUGGGAUCCACGUCCAUAGAUCCCUCAAAGCUGAAGAGAAAGUGGACAGGAUGGUUAAGAAGGCAUUGGUCUCCAGCAGUCAGGGGAUUGAGUUCUAGAGCCGCAAGGUAAUAUUGAUCUCUAUAAAACCCCGACUGGACCACACUUGGGAGUAUUCAGUUCUGCUCACCUCAUUAUAGAAAGGCUGUGGAAGCUUUAGAGAGAGUGUCGAGGACAUUUACCAGGAUGCUGUCUGGAUUAGAGGAAAGUUUAAGCAAGCUAGGGUGGUACUGAGGGAGGGUCACACUGGGGGAGGGGUGGUCCUGAGGGAGGAUCACAUUGUAGGAGGGGUGGUACUGAGGGAGGGUCACACUGGGAGGGGUGGUAUAGAGGGAGGGUCACACUGCGGGAGGGGUGGUACUGAGGGAGGGUCACACUGGGGGAGGGGUGGUCCUGAGGGAGGGUCACACUGUGGGAGGGGUGGUACUGAGGGAGGGUCACACUGUGGGAGGGGUGGUACUGAGGGAGGAUCACACUGUGGGAGGGGUGGUACUGAGGGAGGAUCACACUGUGGGGGGGUGGUACUGAGGCAGGGUCACACCUCGGGAGGGGUGGUAUACAGGGAGGGUCACACUGCGGGAGGGGUGAUACUGAGGGAGCACUCUGAGCAAUUCCCUGCUAGCCGUCCCGUGCUCUCAGUAGUGCGUGUUGACUGGGCUGUGCUCCCUCAGUACUGCCCCACUGACUGCGUUUCCAUCUGUCACUGCAGAAUUACGUACGUCGCCAUGCACUGAAUUCAACAUCUUGGGGGUGGGUUUAACCAUAACCUCCUGCCGGAGGUAGGGAGAGAUUGUGGAUCCCGUGGGGCCUGCACCUUCACAAGCGGACGAUGCUGCAGGCUGGAGGUUCCCUGUGCCAGACCACCAUACAAAUGGGAGCAGAGCUGACACUCAGUUUAAUUACAGCACUUUAAUAUCUUCCUGUCCUCGUACGUGACAAGAAAACCACUGCAGCAAGUAUUUCUGUCCUGCCCUGUCCAACACGGGAAAAGUAUAAUCAAGUACAAGUCCUGGAAAAUUACGAUCUUGUGAUAGCACCGGGUCUGUGUGGGUUUCUUCCAGUUGCUCCCGUUUCAUCCCACAUUCUGAACACGUACGCGUCAGGGUUAGUAAGCUGGAUGCACACUGUUUGCACCAGAAUCACGGCAACACGUGCGGGCUCCCCCACCCUCAGGUUGCGUUGGUCAUUUACAAAAACGAAACAUUUCACUGUAUGUUUCCAUGCACGCGUGACAAAUAAAACUAAUCCAUAAAACAAAUGGUGCAAGAACUCCAGCAGAUCAGGCAGUGUCUAUGGAUGGGUAUAAACUCUCAACAUUUUGGACCGAGACCCUGACAGUGACUCUUUAUUCCUCUCCACAGAUGCCGCCUGACCUGCUGAGCUCCUCCAGCAGUCAGUGUGUGUUGCUCUGAAUGUCCAGCAUCUGCAGAAACUCUUCUGUUUAGGAUCCUGUAAUAAUUAAUUUUUUUUGGUCAGUUCUGAAAUUUAACUAAAUUCAUUGGUAAUACUCUCGGUUUAAACAUUUCAAGGUGCAUAACCAAUCCAGGAAGAGGAAGGUAUAAAGAACAGUGGAAAGGGCAGAGCAGGGAGACUAUAGUGUAACUCUGCCUGAGAGCCAGUAAGGAGUGGAUGGGCUGAAAAGCCUCAUUCUCCAAUCCUUGGAGUACCAGCUGGAAAGUACUCAGAAGUCAGAGAUCGGGGGGGGGGG